Messenger RNA from Leptinotarsa decemlineata (Colorado potato beetle), 3847 nucleotides. RefSeq lists its product as uncharacterized. NCBI's taxonomy places the organism in Eukaryota, Metazoa, Arthropoda, Insecta, Coleoptera, Chrysomelidae. The record is from RefSeq and is a predicted model, not a curated record.
AGUACUUGCCCUGAAGCUAUAAACCUACAGUUUCUGUAGUUGAUCUGAAGUAAUGAAUUUGUCGUUGCCGAGACUUCGAGAUUUGAUCUUCAUCAUAGCAGUCAAGGCACAUACAGCAGUCAAACAAAAUACGAAUGAAAUUUUUAAAUGUUGACCUAAUUUCACUAAUAGCUCAGGCCAUAUAACAAAGAUUUUUGUAGUUAUGUUUACAUUUAUAUUUCAUUUUACUUUCACAGAAAUCCAUCAACAUUUUUUUCUCAAUGAUAUGUACAAUAUUUUUUAGAGGCCGAAAAAAGCUUGUACUGCUAAACAUAAAAUGGCCCCUUUGUGAAGGGUGAUUUAAAAAAUAUGGAUUUUGAAAAUGAAAUGAAGGAAGAAGAGCCAAAGGAAAAAAAGUACCAUAGGAAUUGUACAAUUUGUUUAAGUAAAGGGAACACUGCCGAUAAAAAAAUCCAAUCACAUGACGACAAUGAUUUUGUCAGAGAUACAGAAUCAGGUGUUAAUCGCACCUCAGCACCGAAUUAUCUACAGAGUUCAGAUUCAGAAGUCACAUUUGAAGAGGAAAAUCAUCUUGAUAGCUCAGAUCAUUCUUCGUCGACCACUGUCUCUGCCAAGUCUGAAUUACAAUCAGUCGAACAAGAGGAAGAAAUAAUUGAGGAAGAGUUAAGUGAUGAUUCGGCUUGUUCAAAUUCCGAAAUUCCGCAGUAUGAAGAUAUCGGAUGUGACUCCAAUAGAGUUGCAUUUGGUCUUUGCCGGGCUGAAAUACCAGAAGGAUUUCAGAAACCAUUACUUGAUUCAUCUGAAGUGUCUUUGAAAUUGCUGGAAUUGGAAAAGAAGCAUUUUGAAACUGAAAGGGAAUAUAUGUUGAAGAAACUUGAAAAUAAAAGAGAGUUACUAGAGUUGAAGAAAAGAAAACUGAUGAUACGAAUGGAAAUGCAUCAGUUGAAGAAAUUCAAGUAUGUUAUGUAUCAGUUGAACAUAUAAUCUUUAUCUCGGACAGGCUCAAUGUUAGGAAGAUUAAAAAAUGGAUACAAUGAAAUGUAAAUCUGAGUCAUUUGUGAAAGAUGAUUCGUUUUGCAACGACGCUGAAGCUAAUAUCAAGAUUGACUUCAAAGAAGAAUCAAUUGAUCCGGAUAAAUAUGAAAUGUCUGAAAAUAGUUCCUAUGGAACUGACUGUGAACAGCAGAAAUUUGUUCCACAAGACCUUCAGCAGAUUGAUAAUAAUGAUACAGAUGUUGAACCUAAAGUGGAGGCUGCUGAAAAAGAACAAGAUUUUUCUGUAUUAGAUUUCAUCAAGCCAGAAAUUGGAUUUAAAGAUGAAGAUGUGUUAGAUAGGCCCGAUUAUUUUUCUGCAGAAGUAGAUCUUUCUGAGUGUGAGAUACAACGAGUCGAUACGAUAAAUGAAGUACAGCUAUCGGAAAAUGAAAGCAACUCAAACUUGCAUUUACUAGAGGACAAUAAAAACGACGUUGAAUCUGAGAAAGAUUCCAUUAAUGUUGAAAAAACACAGACUGUACAAAAACGUCACCAGUGCCAAGUGUGUUUGAAAUUCUUUUCCAGCAAUAAUAAGUUGAAAAUACAUUUCAGGCUACAUACGGGAGAAAAAAUGUAUCACUGUAACUUAUGCCCCAAAUCUUUCAUGCAGAGCAGCAAUUUAGUGAGGCACUUGAAGAUUCAUACAAGAGAAAAUCCGUUUGUGUGCAAAUUCUGUUCGAAAACUUACCUCUCUGAAUCUUGUUUCAAACAACACGAGAGCUCUCACAUACAAGGAAAACCGUAUCAGUGCAAAGUCUGUUCAAAAUCUUUCUCUCAGAAGUGCACCCUGUUAUAUCAUGAGAAAAUUCACAAUGGGAUCAAACCAUACAAGUGCAAAUACUGUUUGAAAUGUUUCACUGAAAAUCGCAGUUUAACGUCUCACUUGAAGUUUCACACAGGGGAAGAUCUGCUUUACUGCAAAAUUUGCCCAAAAUCUUUUACUUGCAGAUCUGGUCUCGUGAAACACGAAAAAAGACACACUGGAGAAAAACCAUUUCAAUGCGAAGUGUGUUCGAAACGCUUUCUCUUUCGUCAAGCCUUAAAGGUGCAUUUGAGAAGUCACACUAGAGAAAAACCUUUUCAAUGUGAAGUAUGUGAAAAAUUUUUCAGUAGUAGCUACACUUUAUUAGUACAUUCUCGAAUUCACACUGGAAAAAAGCCUUAUCAGUGUAAAGUCUGUUCGAAAAAUUUCAACAGCAGUUCUGACUUGAUGGUACACUCGAGGAUUCAUACAGGCGAAAAGCCCUACCAGUGUAAAGAUUGUCCAAAACAGUUUACUUCUGGAUCAGGUCUCGCAUCCCACGAGAAAGUUCAUGUAAAAAAAGAAAUAUUUACUUGUAACACUUGUCAAAAGUCUUUCAGUCGAAAGUCAACUUUGGAGAAGCAUAUAAGUAAUAACUUAAGCUCGAUGGAUACCAAUACCUCUGAAAAACACAAGGAGGUAAAAUGUGAGGAACAAAUUGAAAGUGAAGAAAAUCUUUAUAUUCAUUAUGAAGAUAUCAAGAAAGAAAUUAAAGAGGAAAGAAUAAUUGAAAGUACAACAGAUGGUUCCAAAGUUGAGCUUAGUCACCAUGAACGAAUCAAAAGUGAGGAGAUCGAUAUUCUUUAUGAAAAUACUGGAGAAAAAAAACUAAGAGAAUUUGGACAUAAUUUUAUUAUCGAUAGUCCAGUAGACAAAUCAGAACAACUCGAAUAUGAUUCUGUAGGAAGCAGUUACAUGUAUGAAGACGGAAACUCUUCUUUCUCAGGCACUACCACAGAUACUAAGUCAUUGAUGUUCCUCAAGGAACAAGACGAAAAAAUCCUCAAGGAAGAAAAUAUAUAUCACGCCCUUUCUAGAGAAGGAAUUCCAGUUGAAAAUCGUAGAAGAAUUAAUACUGGGGAGAAACCAUUUAAUUGCAAACUAUGCAAAAAAUCGUUUAAAAGAAGUAGUAGAUUGAAAGAUCAUCAAAGGACUCAUACUGGAGAAAAGCCAUAUAAUUGUAAAUUUUGCAGAAAGUCUUUUUCUCAGAAUGCAAACUUGUUAGUUCAUCAAAGAACUCAUACCGGAGAAAAACCAUUCAGUUGCAAUAUUUGUAAAAAACCUUUUUCUCAACAUAACAGCAUGAUAAUUCAUCAAAGAAUUCAUACUGGAGAAAAACCAUAUAAUUGUACAUUUUGCGAAAAGUCUUUUUAUAAAAGUAGUAUAUUGAUACUACAUCAAAGAACUCAUACUAAAGAAAAACCAUUCAAAUGUGAAUUCUGCAAAAAGUCGUUCACUCGCAGAGAUGGGUUGGAAAAUCAUCAAAGAACUCAUACUGGCGAGAAACCAUACAAUUGCGAAUUUUGCAAAAAAUCUUUCAAACAGAAAAGUAACUUGAUAAUUCAUCGAAGAACUCAUACUGGAGAGAAACCAUUUGAUUGUAAAUUUUGCAAAAUAACUUUUGCCCAAAAAAUUACAUUGAUGAAUCAUCAAAGGACUCAUACUGGAGAAAAUCCAUUCAAUUGUAAAUUUUGCAAAAAGUCCUUCAAACAGAGAGGUCAUUUGGAGAAUCAUGAGAGAACUCAUACAGGAGAAAAACCAUUUAAUUGUAAAUUUUGCACAAAAUCAUUCACCCAGAAAGGGAACUUACAGAAACAUGAAAGAACUCACGUUGGGAAAAAUGAAACUUUCACUCAGAGUUCUCCACUGAAAACUGAGAAAAUUGACAUUUGAAAUUAUAGGUGUAAACUACGUUACUUUGUAACUACGUGUAAUUUUAACUGCUCACCAGUUAUUGUCCAAUUGUAAUAUGUUUAUUCGCAACACAAUAUAAAUACUUAAAUAUAGAUU